GCGGGGGUUGGUCUCUGUAAGAAAUAGCAGGAGCUGUGGCAGCGGCUAGAGGAAGCGGCUGAGGCGCGUGGAACCUGAAAAGUCCCGGUGCUCGCGGUUACUCGCAACGUGGUCCCAGCCGGCCGGCCGUCAGCACCAUGGACAGCAGCGCCGUCCCCAGGAACGACAGCAAUUGCACUGAUCCCUUCACGCACUCUUCCAGCUGCUCCCCAGCACCUAGCCCCAGUUCCUGGGUCAACUUCUCCCACUUAGAAGGCAACCUGUCCGACCCAUGCGGUCCGAACCGCACCGAGCUGGGCAGGAGCGACAGCCUGUGCCCUUCGACCGGCAGUCCUUCCAUGAUCACGGCCAUCACCAUCAUGGCCCUCUACUCCAUCGUGUGCGUGGUGGGUCUCUUCGGAAACUUCCUGGUCAUGUAUGUGAUUGUCAGAUAUACCAAAAUGAAGACUGCCACCAAUAUCUAUAUUUUCAACCUUGCUCUGGCAGAUGCCCUAGCAACCAGUACCCUGCCCUUCCAGAGUGUCAAUUACCUAAUGGGAACAUGGCCAUUUGGAACCAUCCUCUGCAAGAUUGUGAUCUCCAUAGAUUACUAUAACAUGUUCACCAGCAUAUUCACCCUCUGCACGAUGAGUGUUGAUCGCUACAUUGCAGUCUGCCAUCCCGUCAAGGCCCUGGAUUUCCGCACUCCCCGCAAUGCCAAGAUCGUCAACAUCUGCAACUGGAUCCUCUCUUCAGCCAUUGGUCUGCCUGUGAUGUUCAUGGCAACAACAAAGUACCGGCAAGGUUCCAUAGAUUGUACAUUAACAUUUUCUCACCCAACCUGGUACUGGGAAAACCUGCUGAAAAUCUGUGUUUUCAUCUUUGCCUUCAUCAUGCCUGUCCUCAUCAUUACAGUGUGUUAUGGACUGAUGAUCUUACGCCUCAAGAGUGUCCGCAUGCUCUCUGGCUCCAAAGAAAAGGAUAGGAACCUGCGAAGAAUCACCAGGAUGGUGCUGGUGGUUGUGGCUGUGUUCAUUGUCUGCUGGACUCCCAUUCACAUUUACGUCAUCAUUAAAGCCUUGAUCACAAUCCCAGAAACUACUUUCCAGACUGUUUCCUGGCACUUCUGCAUUGCUCUGGGUUAUACAAACAGCUGCCUGAAUCCAGUGCUUUAUGCAUUUCUGGAUGAAAACUUCAAACGAUGCUUCAGAGAGUUCUGUAUCCCAACUUCCUCGACCAUUGAGCAGCAAAACUCCACUCGAAUUCGUCAGAACACCAGAGAUCAUCCCUCCACGGCCAAUACAGUGGAUAGGACUAAUCAUCAGGAGCAAGCAAUCACAAAGCGGUCACACUGCGGGCCUCAUGUGGUUCAGCAGCGAAGGAUCUUACUUGACUAUGUGACUAUAGAAACGACUCGAAGUCAGAAGGUGCUGUCACCAGCUCUGGGCAUCUUCCAAUCAGCUGGCCACCCAGUGAUGCUGCCGUUUGCCCCCCUCAGCAGACGCAGCUGCCUGUUAAUAGAAGGGUCUUGGAAGCAGGCACCCUCCAUCCGGGCCAAUAUUAGACACCGCAGAAGCAAGAAUGAACAAAUGAGCCAUUUAUGCUCUCAGCUCUUGAGUAGUAGACCCUACAGUUUGGCCAGAGCUUCAGUAACGCAGCCAAAGUCAAACUGGAAUAAACCAAAUCCACCUCCUGCUCUUACUGGACGCACGAUUUGGGGCAAAGCAUUUAAUCACUCUGAGCUUAGUUUCCUCGUUCAUCCGAAGACUAAAACCUACCUCACAUAA
Messenger RNA from Hippopotamus amphibius kiboko, 1766 nucleotides. RefSeq names its product opioid receptor mu 1 (gene OPRM1). The coding region runs from base 138 to 1766 and encodes 542 amino acids. The record is from RefSeq and is a predicted model, not a curated record. Lineage: Eukaryota; Metazoa; Chordata; Mammalia; Artiodactyla; Hippopotamidae. Gene Ontology annotation, cellular component: neuron projection; membrane. Gene Ontology annotation, molecular function: beta-endorphin receptor activity; G-protein beta-subunit binding; G-protein alpha-subunit binding. Gene Ontology annotation, biological process: G protein-coupled opioid receptor signaling pathway; sensory perception of pain; neuropeptide signaling pathway. The transcript has 6 exons.